AUGCUUAAGGUGUUAGACUUCAAGAUACCCUGCAUCGGUUUUGGGACCUAUAAGCUAUCGGCCGAAGAUGUGGUUCCCGCCCUUAAUGCGGCAUUAGAGGCUGGCUAUCGGCACAUUGACUGCGCUCAUUUGUACCAGAACGAAGAGGCCAUUGGAAAUGCCUUAAAAGCAUGGUUUGAUAAUAAGAAGAUUGAGAGAGAGGAUUUGUUUGUAACAUCUAAGCUUUGGAAUACGUCUCAUAGACCUGACAUGGUUAAGGCCGCUUGCCUUAAAAGUUUGGAGCAACUAAAACUAUCCUAUUUGGACCUCUAUCUUGUUCACUGGCCAGUAGCCUACAAACCGAGUGAUGUAUUGGUUCCCACAGAUGAAAACGGAAAGACAAUUUUUGAUGAUGUUGAACUUGAGGCGACAUGGAAGGCGAUGGAAAACCUGGUGAGAGAGGGCUUGGUUCUUCACAUAGGCUUGUCAAACUUUAACGAAUCGCAAGUGCAACGUAUCCUCGAUUGUGCUAGCAUCAAGCCGGUUAUGCUACAAAUUGAAAGCAAUCCGCACUUUCCCAACCAGAAACUGAUAGACUUUGCCAGUUCUAGGGGGAUUCUUUCCACCGGCUUCGCUCCACUUGGCUCGCCAUAUCGUGAAGUAGGCGAUAGACCACAUCGCCUAAUCGACGAACCCUUGUUAGUGGAGAUAGGCAAGAAAUAUGGCAAGACGCCGGCUCAAGUCGCUAUUCGUCACGGAAUCCAACGCGGAAUUUGUGUUGUACCCAAAACUCGAACACCGGAGAGAGUAAAAGAGGAUUUUCAGGUUUUCGAUUUUGAACUCACAUGUGACGAGAUGAGGGAAAUCGGCACCCUUGGCAUUUACCAGCGUCAAAUUCGUGCAGACCCGAUGCGCGGUAACCCCGAGUUUCCUUUCCUCGAUCUACUCUAA
Messenger RNA from Echinococcus granulosus, 930 nucleotides. RefSeq names its product Aldo-keto reductase family 1 member C1. The record is from RefSeq and is a predicted model, not a curated record. Gene Ontology annotation, molecular function: aldose reductase (NADPH) activity. NCBI's taxonomy places the organism in Eukaryota, Metazoa, Platyhelminthes, Cestoda, Cyclophyllidea, Taeniidae. Gene Ontology annotation, cellular component: cytosol. The transcript is spliced from 8 exons. Bases 1 to 930 code for a protein of 309 amino acids.